Molecule: messenger RNA, 1552 nt
Organism: Cotesia glomerata
Lineage: Eukaryota; Metazoa; Arthropoda; Insecta; Hymenoptera; Braconidae
Product: pre-mRNA-splicing factor CWC25 homolog
Exons: 5
Coding region: 174-1073 (299 amino acids)
Biological process (GO): mRNA splicing, via spliceosome
Cellular component (GO): U2-type spliceosomal complex
Source: RefSeq, a predicted model, not a curated record
UAUCAAUUCAAACUCACAUUGGUUGUGUUUUUUGUAGCUAAAUGUGCCCGUUUAUUUGUUAAAGUCUUUAGAUUGUGACAUUUGAUUGAUUAUCUAUUUUUGGUAUCUUUUUUAGUUUUUACGUUUAUCUUUCUCAUCUUUUGCGAAAUUGAAUUAUUAAACAAACUUGCAAAAUGGGAGGUGGAGAUCUGAAUUUGAAAAAAUCAUGGCAUCCCUCAACAAUGAAAAAUAUGGAAAAAGUUUGGAAAGCCCAACAACAAGACAAUCAAGAGAAAAAAAAAAUUGCUGAAUUAAAAAGAGAUAUAGAAUUAGAACGUGACAAAGAAGACUUGACAAAAUAUGCAAUGGAACAAGGAACUAUUGAAAAAAAAAAUGAUAAGAAACUUGAUUGGAUGUAUAAAGGACCCCAGCAAUCUAUUAAUCGUGAGGAUUAUUUAACCGGAAAAAAAAUUGAUAAAACUUUUGAACAAUUUGCUAUAGCGGAAAAAAAUUUAGAGCGCAAUAAAUUACCAAGCAAUCAUGUAGAAUACGACUGUGCACCACCAUCACUAAGAUUUUUAUCAGGAAAUGAGCAAGUUGAUCUCGCAAAAAAGUUACAGGAGGAUCCAUUGUUUGCUAUUAAAAAAAAAGAAAUGGAAUCAAGAAGUAAACUUUUACAAAAUCCAGUAAAACUAAAAAAAUUACAAGAACUUGUGAAUAGUAACAAGUCAAGUUCAUCGUCGUCCCAUCGUAAAUCAUCAAAGAGUAAUAAAGAUUCGGAUAGAUCAGUCAGAGAUAAAGAUAGACGUCAGUCUCAGAAAAAAGUAAUACUUUCAGAUAAAGAAAAAUUAAAACGAUUAAAAGAGAUGAUGGCUAAUGCCUCUUGGCGUGACAAAGAACGUAAAAAGAAUAUCAAACGUUACAAAGAACAAGAUAAAUCAGAGCCUUCUGAAAAAAACUAUAACAAUGAUUUUAUAGGAAAUCAACUAGCUAAAGUAGCAGAAGGAGGAACAGUCGCUUCAAGAAUAAGGUCAAAUAUAAAUAAUAUUCAACGAUCUAAUCGUACUAUGGAUACAAAUUUUGCUAAGCGAUAGUAUUCUCAUGUGUUUAAAAGAUGAACAUCACCACCUUUUUAAAGAAAAAUUAUGCUUUAUUCACGUAAAAUAUUUAUUACCUAAAUAAGAUGCAUAUGAAUAUGGGUGUGCAAACAUUCAAUUUUCGUGAGGAACUUUUUAAAAUUGGAAUUUUGAGUUUCGUUUUCAACAGGAGCUGGUAUGUUUGGGCACUUCCGGCCAAAUUUUGAAAUUUCAGCGGAAAUGCCCAAACAAAGCUCCUAUUAAAAAAUUCUAUGAAAAAUAAAUCCCUUACCCCCAAAAUAUCUUAGGAAAUGUCCAAAUACAACUUCUGUUAAAAGCAGAACUCAAAAUUCCAAUUUUAAAAGGUUUCUCACGAAAAUUGAAUUUUGGCACACCCUAAUGAAUAUAUUAUAAUUCCCUGUCAUUUUUGGGAAGAAAAAAAUGAAUUUGUACAUUGAUACUGCAUCCAAAUGGGAGAAGCCAUUCGGAAAUCGAAA